Molecule: messenger RNA, 2387 nt
Organism: Rubroshorea leprosula
Lineage: Eukaryota; Viridiplantae; Streptophyta; Magnoliopsida; Malvales; Dipterocarpaceae
Source: the annotation of a GenBank genome assembly
UCAGUGCCACAACUUCUGUAGCAGGAGAAACAGAAUCUCACUUUCUCUGUACUCUUUCUGAUAUCUAAUGCCUUCCUUAGCUUUGUCGGAGGCCAAAGAGAUGAAAGAGGAGAAGAAGUUGAAGAAGAAAAUUGCUCUGGAAACACCAGACACCGAUAACAAGAGCAAGAAGCACAAGGAGUCGAAGAAGAAGCGUAAGGUGGUGGAAAUGGAGGAGGAUGAUGAGGUGAAGAGCGAGACGAGUUCUGAGCUUGUCGAGCCUGUCGAUUUGAAGGAGAAGGAGAAGGAGAAGGAGAAGGAGAAGGAGAAGAAGAAGAAGAAAAAGAAGGCGAAGGUGGAGGAGGAGGCGGAGCAAGAGGAAGGGAAGAGUGAGGAUCCUAAUGCGGUCUCCAGGUUUCGGAUUUCUGAGGUGUUGAGGGAGAACCUGAAGUCUAAGGGAAUUGAAUCUCUGUUUCCCAUCCAAGCCAUGACCUUUGAUAUGAUUUUCGAUGGCUCUGAUUUGGUUGGACGCGCACGUACUGGUCAGGGUAAGACGUUGGCUUUUGUGUUGCCCAUAUUGGAGUCUUUAACAAAUGGGCCUGCAAAAGCAUCAAGGAAGACUGGAAAUGGCAGGGCACCCAGCGUUCUUGUACUUUUACCAACUAGGGAGUUGGCUAACCAGGUGUAUGCUGACUUUGAAGUUUAUGGUGGGGCAUUGGGUUUGGCAUCGUGCUGUUUAUAUGGAGGGGCUUCUUACCAAGCUCAAGAUAUGAAAUUGAGGAGAGGGGUUGAUAUAGUUGUUGGAACCCCUGGACGCAUAAAGGAUCACAUAGAGAGGGGCAAUAUUGACUUCAGAUCAUUAAAGUUUCGUGUACUAGAUGAGGCUGAUGAAAUGCUAAGAAUGGGGUUUGUUGAAGAUGUCGAACUCAUAUUAGGCAAGGUAGAGGACGUGACUAAAGUUCAGACACUCCUCUUCAGUGCCACCUUGCCGGACUGGGUGAAGAAUAUUGCAGCAAGGUUCCUUAAACCAAGUAAAAAAACAGUUGAUCUUGUUGGUAAUGAGAAAAUGAAGGCUAGUACCAAUGUAAGACAUAUAGUCCUGCCCUGUUCUAAGACAGCAAUGUCUCAGCUAAUUCCAGAUGUAAUUCGCUGUUAUAGUAGUGGUGGCCGCACAAUUGUCUUUACUGAGACUAAGGAUUCUGCUUCUGAGCUUGCUGGAUUGUUGCCUGGAGCACGGGCUUUGCAUGGGGACAUACAGCAGGCUCAGCGUGAGGUCACCCUUAAGGGCUUCCGGUCAGGCAAGUUUGCAACUCUAGUGGCUACAAAUGUGGCAGCACGGGGAUUGGAUAUCAAUGAUGUGCAGUUGAUUAUUCAGUGUGAGCCUCCGCGUGAUGUUGAGGCCUAUAUCCAUCGAUCUGGACGAACAGGAAGAGCAGGCAAUACUGGUGUUGCUGUGAUGCUUUAUGAUCCUAGAAGAUCAAAUAUAUCUAAGAUAGAACGUGAAUCUGGGGUGAAAUUUGAGCACAUAUCUGCUCCUCAGCCAGUUGAUGUUGCGAAAUCGGCUGGCCAAGACGCAGCAGAAACUAUAACCCAAGUAUCUGAUAGUGUAAUUCCGGCCUUCAAGUCUGUUGCUCAGGAGCUGUUGAAAAAUUCUGGACUAUCAGCUGAAGAUCUACUUGCAAAAGCUCUUGCCAAGGCUGCGGGUUACACUGACAUAAAGAGUAGAUCACUUCUUACAUCCAUGGAAGACCAUGUUUCAUUGCUCCUUGAAGUUGGUAAACCGAUCUACACACCAUCAUUUGCAUAUGGUGUCUUGAGGAGAUUCUUGCCUGAGGAAAAGGUUGAGUUGGUGAAGGGUCUGACACUCACUGCUGAUGGAAAUGGUGCUGUGUUUGAUGUGGCAAAAGAAGAUUUGGAUAUGUUUCUUUCUGGUGCGGAAAAUGCAGGUGGUGUUAGCUUGGAUGUGUUGAAAGAAUUGCCUCGAUUGCAAGAGAGGGACCAAUCCAGAGGAAGAUUUGGGUUUGGUAGUGGUGGCCGGGGUGGCUUUGGUGACAGAAAUAGCGGCAGAGGUGGUGGUAGGUUCUCAGGAGGAAGAGGUGGCAGAGGUGGAUCCUCUGACCGAAGGAAUAAUCGGUACUCAAAUGGUUGGAGUGGUGGUCGAGGCCGCAACUAAGGAAUGAUGACAAUUUCUUCAAUAUGAGAGUAUGGGUGGACUACAACUUCUGAUUUGAAUUUUUUUCUAUCAUUUUUUCCGCUCUCAAUAUAGUGAUUUAAUUAUAGUUUUCCUUUUAUUUACAACAGCCACAUGUUGGCGAAAUUUUGCUGAAAAUGUGAAGGUUACAUUUGACACACUGUAUUCUUUGGUACAAUAUAUUAUAAAGCAGAGAAAAUAAAGUGUCUUAUAUUAU